Messenger RNA from Choloepus didactylus (southern two-toed sloth), 5707 nucleotides. RefSeq names its product ferric chelate reductase 1 like (gene FRRS1L). Gene Ontology annotation, biological process: regulation of glutamate receptor signaling pathway. The record is from RefSeq and is a predicted model, not a curated record. Lineage: Eukaryota; Metazoa; Chordata; Mammalia; Pilosa; Megalonychidae.
GGUCCGUGCGCAGCGAUGGUGCGGCCGCCCCGGCAGAGGCCGGGGGCCUGGGCGUCGCUGCUGUGGCUGCUGCUGGCCGGGCCCGCCGCCUGUGCCGCCAGCCCCGCGGACGACGGCGCGGGCCCGGGAGGCCGGGGACCCCGGGGCCGCGCGCGGGGGGACGCGGGUGCCGACGAGGCGGCGCCGCGCCACGACUCCUCCUACGGCACCUUCGCGGGCGAGUUCUACGACCUGCGCUACCUGUCCGAGGAGGGUUACCCUUUCCCUACUGCUCCUCCUGUGGAUCCAUUUGCCAAAAUCAAAGUGGAUGACUGUGGGAAGACAAAGGGAUGCUUUAGAUACGGCAAACCAGGCUGUAAUGCAGAGACCUGUGACUACUUCCUUAGCUACCGGAUGAUAGGGGCUGAUGUGGAAUUUGAGCUGAGUGCAGACACAGAUGGUUGGGUAGCAGUUGGAUUCUCUUCGGACAAGAAAAUGGGUGGAGAUGAUGUCAUGGCCUGUGUCCAUGAUGACAAUGGCAGGGUCCGCAUACAGCACUUCUAUAACGUAGGCCAGUGGGCCAAGGAGAUUCAGAGAAAUCCUGCCAGAGACGAAGAAGGAGUCUUUGAGAACAAUCGCGUCACCUGCAGAUUUAAACGCCCGGUGAAUGUUCCUAGAGACGAGAACAUUGUUGAUCUGCAUUUGAGCUGGUAUUACCUGUUUGCUUGGGGUCCAGCCAUUCAGGGCUCUAUCACCCGGCAUGAUAUAGACUCACCACCGGCAUCAGAGCGUGUUGUCAGUAUUUACAAGUAUGAAGACAUUUUUAUGCCAUCAGCUGCCUAUCAGACCUUCUCCUCUCCGUUUUGUCUGCUUCUCAUUGUUGCGCUGACCUUCUACUUACUGAUGGGAACCCCGUAACCACAGCUGCAAAGCCAACAGAUUAAAUGGAUUGGAAAGCCUCUGGUAUAAAUAUAUUUUUAAAGAAAAUUAGACGUCUUUACUAACAGCCCAUUUGGAAGAAAGGAGUCUGAGUGUUGGUGGUGCUGCUGGUGUUCCCAUUGGGGAGUCCUGGCAUCCUCUGGCUUACCCCGUUAUUUAAAGCUGGCUCCAGAUUUUUGGUUUUUAUCAUUAAACAAUACUGGAGACUGAUUUCUAAUGCAGUCCUCAGGAUUUGUGACAGGGACAAGAGUCUGCCUGUGGGGAGAGCUUUCAAAUUCUUCUGGAAAUGAACAAAAAUAAGGAAAACAUUGAUGUUCUGUAAGGUUGCAGUUUACCAAGCACUUUCCCGGGAUUCGGGAGAAAGAAGCCUUGUUGCAGAUGGGGAGGGAUUAAAUGUCUUCAGUGGAACUGGGUACUGUUCAAACUCAGGCCCUCUGAGUUUGUUCAUGGUGUCCCCUGACUACCCCUUACCUAAACCCUCCAGUCAUGGCUGAGGAUGGCCUGAGUGUCACCUUUGCAACUAUGGGAGUUGUUUAGUAGUGAGGAUAUUGAGUCUGGGGGGAAUCCACUCUGUAAAUAAGAAAGCAAAUAUUUUUAUAUUUCAUUCUCUAAUGUGUAUAAUAUUUCAGCUACAAAUAGAGUAAAACUAAAGAGAGACUUCCAGCUAGUCUCUGUAGCAGGCAGGGAAGGAAUAAGCAAAUGGAUUUUCCUUCUGCUUGCAUUUCAAAUCAGCAAGCUAAUUAUUUCACUAAUUGUUUCUGCUUUGAUUACCAGUCACUUUUGCAUAUCUGUGCUUGGAACUUUCGGUGGCUUGGAACUUGCCAUUAGGGUGAAGUGCAAACCACUUCGGUUACCUCCAGUACCUUCUCUUGCCAUUACCUCUUCGCUUGCUACUUCCCAGCCAGGCUGAACUGCUCUCAGUUCCACAGGCUGGCUCUCUCACCUGUCAUGGAGCUCCUUCUGCCCAAGCAUUCUCUGCCUCUGUACUGGACAAACUCCUAAGUCUUCUUCCAGGUCACAGCUUAACUAUUCUUUCCUCCAAGCCCCUAAACUAGGGUAGGUUUAGGCUCCUGCCAGGGCUUCACAUAGCAGCCUGGGCCUCCUCAUCACUACGCUCAUCCGACUUACCGUAAGUGCUAGUUUGUCGUCCCUGCCAAGUCCCUAAUGCUGGAGCCAUUUCUCUUUACUCACUAUUGUAGCAGACACUACUGCAUAGAAGGGACUCAGCUAACACUUGCUGCAUGAAUAAAUAAAUGAAACUCGACUUCUGUGACCAGUUUGUUUGAUUCACAAGGCUUAUUUUUCAUGUGCAUUGCCAGGUUGACCAACAUUUUAUUUUUCACCUGUGAUCAAACCAUAGCUCAUUCCGUUAGCAAGCACUGAAUUUUCCCUUUUGAAACAUAAAGAGAAAGAUCAUUGGUAACAGUACUGUUUUGCCCUUCAGUUAAUUAGUUGCCAUUUUCAAUGAUAAUCAUGGUUCCGAAAUAAGACUUUGAAGAUGAGGGAUGCUGAAGAGCAUUUGGUCCUCAUCUCAGAGAACCAUCAAUUAUAGACACAUUGAAGUUAAGACUCUAUAGACUUCAAUUUCAUUUAUUCUUACCUAAUAUAAGAGUAUCAACUAUUUUAUUUCUAUAUUCCCAACUAACACAGAGGAGAUGCCCAAACAGUGGUAUUGUUUUUUUAAAAUACCAGAGUAGAAUCAUAAUAAUAAUAACACUAACUAAAAUGUAUUUAGUGCUGUUUUAAGCACUUGAUAUGGAGUAACUCAUUUAAUCCUCACAAUAACCAUAGGAAGUAGAAUCUACUAGUAACCCGAUUUUACAGAUGUAGAAACUGAGGCUAGUCAUUUGGCCUAAAUUACCAGCACCGGCAAGAACUUACAGAUCAUUUCAUCCAAAGCAUUUAUUGUAUAAAAGGGCGAAUGAGGCAUAGAAAGGUGAUCUGAUUUGCCUACAUACACCUGCCCUCAGCACAUUCAUUAAAGUGUUUAUUAAAUGGAACCCCAUUAACCACACUCAAGAUAGCUAUGGCUUUUUUUUUCUCCUUUUAGACUUUUUAUAUUUAUAUUUACAGGGGAGUGAGUGGGCAGGCAGUAAAUGUUACUUUGCAUCAACUUUGUGCUCUACUUAAAAGCAUUUUAAUUAUUUUACCAGUCAUUUUAGGGCUUUUCCUAGUUUUUUUUUUUUUUUUUAUUAAUAUGCAGAUUGGACAAGACUGGAAGAAUGUAUUUGUCUUAGUUAAUUUUUUAAAGUGACUUGUCUGUAACCCAGGUCUUCUAACAUGGAGCCCAGUGCCCCUUUUUUGCCCCCUGUAGUCUCUGUCUCUAAGGUGAAUUUAUAAACAUGAUUUCAGACAAAAUGCAGGAGCCAUAUUAAAUUAUCUUAUGUUAGCUUUUGUCAUUAAGGAAAUCAGAUGGUUUAGAGAAUUGAUAGAUACUCAUCCCUGAUGGUUUUUACUACUUGUUCUGUAAUAAGGUUAUUGUUUAUAUUCAGAAUUUUGUGCUUAAGAGAUACUACCACUGAGGUUAUGUGUCAUUCUUAGCUCUAGGCUAGGGUUUGGCAAAUGUUCUCUGUAAAGAGGCUAGAUAGUAAAUACUUUACUUUAAGCUUUGCCGUCGCUGUCUCAUCUGUUCCGUUCUGCUGUAGACAGUACAUAAGUGAAUGAUCAUGGCUGUGUUCCAAUAAAACUUUAUUGGCACAGAUAUUGGAAUUUCAUGUAAGUUUCAUGUGUCACAAGAUAUUAUUCUUUUGAUUUUUCUUUUAACUAUUAAAAAGUGUAAAAACAUUCUUAGCUUCUGGGCUGUACAAAAAUAAACAGCAGGCUGAAUUUGGCCCAUGGACCAUAGUUUGCCAGCCCCUGCUCUUGGCUAAGGGACACACCAUGAUCAUUUGUGAAAUGUAUUGUCAAUAAUUUAUUACUGGUUAAUUGUAAAAAUGUAAAAGUUAGUGAAUAAUUUUUUAAAAACAUUUAUUGUGGUAACAUAUCUACAAUAUAAAAUUUCCCAUUUUAACAAAAAAAAUUUUUAUACUUUUAAGAUUCAGUGGUGUUAAUUACAUAAACAAUGUAAAUAAUUUGUGUUUUAAGUAAGUUAUAGUUGUUUUAUUGAUAUCUUGAUAAUAGCAUUCCCAUAUAUUAUUCUAAUAUAUUUUUUGGAGUUGAUAGGAAAGGGGCAGUGGAGUCAGAGCUGGGUAAGCAGUGGUUGCUUUUUACCUAGGCCCUGGCAAUAGUGAGUACCGCUUUCUCCUGAACUGCCCUUUCUGGUGAUCACUAUGUUUCAGAGUAAUUUAUUUCCUUGUAGAAAUUGUUUUUUUUUUUUUUUCUAAAUUGUAUGGAGAUCUGCUCCACCCAUAGGAGUGUUUUUGCAUGUGACUUUGGCAUCUACUUGUGUAUCAUAGUUGAAAAAUGUUUGAAAACCACUGGGCUAAGCCAAAUGCUGAGAUGUGUAUACUUUGUUGUAUAUAGGUGUGUUGUAUAUUUUUGUUCUCUUAGCAGAAUUGGUUGUGUUUGGUGAACCACCUGAUUGUUGUCAGUGUGUGUGUAUGUGUAUGUAUCAUAUGUAUAUACAUGAUAGGGUGUGUGUUUACACAUAAAUGCCUAUAUAUGCACAUACUACGACCACUUGAAGGUCUUUGUCAGGGUUGUUUCUGUUUCUGAUCUCUCCAGAACUUUAAAAUUCAAGAGAAAACACAUAGUGUGUAUACAGACAAAACUACCCUUGAGUUUAUAGUAAUUUAGUUUGUGAAAAGGACUCCUGGUUCCUUUAUUAAUUAAUCCUUGCCGCCUCCAUUUCAUGUUAUAUGAAUUGUUAAAAACGUAUAAAGUAUCAUUGUUGAGUUUGACUUUUCUGUACUAUUAAUCAAGAAAUGAAGCCUAGUAUUAGCUGAGUAAUUGGCAUGUUGAUGCAUCCUGUAUACAUUUCAUAUUUAAUUAGGUUCCUUAUUCCUAUGUCAAUUAUUUAGUUUCAAGUUGGACUGCUUUGUUUUUGUAUUUAAUAGAUGACUUGAGUGUAAUUCCUUUUCAGAAAAAUAGUGGCUGUGCUUAUGGGAUUUUAAGUAUAACUGGAGACUGGAAAAUUAAGUGAAUCAUCAAACUAUUUCAGAUUUUUUGCUUAAUAUAUACUGAUGCUUGAUUGAUGUUAAGUUUUUUCCCUUGGAUAUUUGCUAUUAGGCAGAUGGCUGUUGAGUCAGAGUCUCCUGGAGAGUGAGUGAUUCUCUGGGGUUACCGGGGUGCUGCAGUGGUUGUGCAUUCCCUGGGUCACUAGAACAGUUACUGUUUCAUCACAUAAAAUGCCUGGGCACCUGGAAGAGUAAAUGCAGCUUCUCCACAUGCCUUAUUCCCACAGAUACGCUGAUAUGCUGGAACAAUCUGGCUCCAGGAAUAUUAAUAUACUUUUUUGAGACUGUCUACAAAAUACUAUUUUAUAAAAGCUAUGACUUUAAAUAGACAUUGAUGUUACAUUUGUUUUAUAAUAAUUGUGCACCCAGUGUUCAACUGUGUUUGAUUUUGAGAUUUAUGUAUAUUUAUAAGCCUGUUCUAUGUGAAUUUUUACUCUCGCGUGGUGCAUUACUAAUAAAGAUAUGGGUUUCUAUUUACAUAAAGUAAUUGUAGCAAUAUUCCUAGAUGGUACCUAAAUGAUUGUUCUGUCCAUUUGCCAUCAUAAAUACUUUUAUGUUUAGAGGAUUAGGUUACAGCCAGAAUAUAUUAACUGGAAUUAAACUUUAAUAUAUAAAUUCUUAACAUGGUUUGAAAUUCUUCCUGGUGAUGUAAUUAAAGUUAGUUUAAUUCCUUA